AUGACGGCGAUAGCGCGAUUGGCAAUUCUGGCACUGUGCGCGUGCGCACACGCGCAAUACCAAGAAGAGCGCGCGCCGCGCUACAUCCCGUCCGAGCCGAAGAGCACCUACGCCCCGCCUGUGGCCAUUCUUAAACAGAUCAACAGGCACAACGAAGACGGCUCAUACACAUACGGAUAUGAGUCGGGUGAUGGCUCCUUCAAGAUCGAGACCAAGUCGCCCACCGGAGAGGUGAAGGGCAAGUACGGGUACAAAGACGACACCGGCAAGGUCCGCGUGAUCGAGUAUGGAGCCAACAAGUACGGCUUCCAGCCCGCGGGAGAGGGCAUCACCGUCGCUCCCCCCACACUCGUCGAUGAGUCCACACGCGAGGAGGGACUCAGGCCGAGCAAGAACCAAGGCGGCCGCUCCCAGUACCGCGAGCCUGCACCCGUAGACUACGACUACGAAGAACCUGCCCCAACACCCCGCCCCGCGCCCCGCCCCACCCCACAACCCUACCGCGCCCCUCAACCCCAGCAACAGUACAGGCCAGCGCCUCAACCUCAACAACAGUACAGGCCAACCCCUCAACCACAACAGCAAUACAGGCCACCGCCUCAACAGUCCGCUCCUACUCCCCCUAGGCCUGCCUUCUUCGCCGGCGCCGCCCCCGCUCCUGCAGCCGAACCCUCCCGGGAAAGUUUCUUCAAUCCUGAGCCGCAACAACCCAGACAACAACAGUACAGGCCUAAACAGGAGUUCAGGCCAGCGCCUCAACCACAACAUUUCUCACCAAAACAGACCCAAGCAGACUUUGGCCAAGAUUACGAGUCUAAUCAAAGAUUCCCUUCAGCAAACCAGUUCCAGCAGCAACCUCGCCAACAGUCUUUCUCCAUGCUCGACCAGCUCUUGAAGGAAUACUCCCUGCCUCAGGGAGGCGCCGCAGCCACCCACGAUAUUACGUUCGGUUCCUUCUAGUUCGAUAUCGAUUAUUCGAUUGUAAAUAUGUAGUGUAUGUUAAUUAAACAAAUUUUUUAAAUUAAUA
Molecule: messenger RNA, 1027 nt
Organism: Maniola jurtina (meadow brown)
Lineage: Eukaryota; Metazoa; Arthropoda; Insecta; Lepidoptera; Nymphalidae
Gene: CPR54
Product: pleckstrin homology-like domain family A member 1
Exons: 6
Coding region: 1-960 (319 amino acids)
Cellular component (GO): chitin-based extracellular matrix
Molecular function (GO): structural constituent of chitin-based larval cuticle
Source: RefSeq, a predicted model, not a curated record